GGUCUCGCCCUCCAGGCCCCUCCCACACACACUCUCUCCGGUCUCGGUGUACACGGAGCGGAUCUCUCAGGACUCCGGACAGCGGCUGUUCAGCACCCCGGACAGGGACGGAUCGGAGGUCACAUGGGCGGCCGGCUGUGAGGGGGCGGAGCUCCGGGCAGACUCUCAUCAUCUGAUACAAAGUAUCCUCACCGGGAACAUCGCAUCCGGUCCACCGACAGACCCCUCCCACAGGACAUGGCCGAGAGCAUUUAACAGCAAGUCAGCAAUCGCAAUGAAGUGGAUGCAUAACCUCCAGGAGAUGAGGAGAAGCGCCUCCCUGGCCUCCAAGGUCUAUGUGCAGAGGGAUUAUAGUGAAGGGACCAUGUGCCAGUUCCAGACCAAGUUCCCACCAGAGCUGGACAGUCGGAUUGAGAAGCAGCUGUUUGAGGAGACGGUGAAGACUCUGAAUAUGUUCUAUAUAGAGGCUGAGAAGAUCGGAGGUAGCUCUUAUCUGGAGGGAUGUCUAGCUUGUGCUACCGCUUAUUUCAUCUUCCUCUGCAUGGAGACACACUAUGAGAAGGUUUUGAAGAAAAUCUCAAAAUACAUCCAAGAGCAAAAUGAGAAGAUCUUCGCUCCCCGCGGUCUCCUAAUCACUGAUCCUGUUGAACGCGGAAUGCGCGUUAUCGAGAUCUCCAUCUACGAAGACCGGUGCAGCAGCGGCAGCAGCAGCAGCGGCAGCUCCAGCAGCCCCAGCAGCGGUGGAGUAGCCAGUCGUGCCCGAUGACUGGCAGAGAGUCCCUGCGGGGACCUGUACUGCCGAGACGAUGGCCUUUCUGAAAUACGAAGACUGCGAUAUCAGAGCACAAGGUUCUAACGCUACAUAGGAACUCCUUCUAGAGAGACAAUGGAGAGUUACAAUGUUUCCACUGACUUCCUUGGCAAGAAACUGAGUCAAGCAAAAAAACAACCAACCAACCAACCAACCAACGCACCUUUAUAACAAAGGCUUCCGUACCACCGUUCCACCCGCCAUGGAAUGGGCAAUCCGACUGCUUUAUAUUCUACUUUCUAUCUAUUUUUCAGAUAAAGCGAUUAUAGCUGCUACAUAAGAAAUGGCGCAUCGUCUCCAAACUCACAACCAAUGUUACUUUGUAGCUGUAACUGGGAUACACACAGGGGGGGACUGACAACUCAUGGGGCCCCCCGGGCAAGAGGAGAUUAUGGGGGCCCCUGGGCAAGAGGAGAUUAUGAUGGCCCCU
Messenger RNA from Rana temporaria (common frog), 1241 nucleotides. RefSeq names its product golgin A7 family member B (gene GOLGA7B). The record is from RefSeq and is a predicted model, not a curated record. Gene Ontology annotation, cellular component: palmitoyltransferase complex. Gene Ontology annotation, biological process: protein targeting to membrane; peptidyl-L-cysteine S-palmitoylation. The transcript has 6 exons. The coding region runs from base 275 to 766 and encodes 163 amino acids. NCBI's taxonomy places the organism in Eukaryota, Metazoa, Chordata, Amphibia, Anura, Ranidae.